GAUACGUUGAGAGUGUCGUCUCAGCUGCUCUCCUCCUGACGAAUGUGCCUUCAUUUUACUAUUGUACGCUACUGAAACAGUUUUAAAGUGUCUGUAAAGUAAAACGGGUCUAUUUCUGUCGGUAUUAGACGCGUUUUAUUAAGUUUGUGGGUCGUUAGCAUAUUAGCUCUUUAAAGAUGGCGGAUCCGUGGAAUCGAGGACAUGGUGCUGUGGACGAUAUGCUGGAUGUUGAAAACAAGCGUAUGGCUGAUAAUCUUGCCAGUAAAGUUUCUCGACUGAAAUCUUUGGCUUAUGACAUCGACAAAGAAGCAGAAGAACAGAAUUCAUAUUUAGAUGGCAUGGACUCCAACUUCCUCAGUGCAACUGGCUUGUUGACUGGAAGUGUGAAGAGGUUUUCCGGGAUGGUACGAUCGGGCAGAGACAACAGGAAGAUCCUCUGUUACGUGUCCAUCGGCCUGGUGAUGGUCUUCUUUUUGCUGUACUACAUAGUAACACGGAUCCAGAACUAAUGAGUUGUUUAGUAAAGUUUUAGAACACUUGGUUUCUCAGUUUUAUGAGAAAUGUUUUCCCACCGUGAAGCGGAUGCUGUGUUUGAUCCCAUUAUGAGCAGAUUUCAAAGAGGAAUACAUCGAUUAUCUUUCCUUUAAGAAAAGAGAUGACUGGGGCUGGAUGAUGUAUAACAUUUACCUUUAUUUAAACUUACUCUUGCAUUCUCUAGAGUAACAUAUUCAAUGUAUAUAUUCGUAGUCAUUCAAACAUGCAUUGGACCAACAUUCAUAUAAUGGUUUAAAGUUGAAUAAAAGCAUUUUUUUAUUCUCAUGAUUUAUAUUUGUACCAUUGCAGAGUAUGUAACAGACUUUAAUAUUUUUUGCUAAUUAUGUGCAUUAAAAUAAUUUUUAAUGGUAA
Messenger RNA from Triplophysa dalaica, 906 nucleotides. RefSeq names its product Bet1 golgi vesicular membrane trafficking protein-like (gene bet1l). Gene Ontology annotation, cellular component: SNARE complex; Golgi trans cisterna. Bases 177 to 509 code for a protein of 110 amino acids. The record is from RefSeq and is a predicted model, not a curated record. The transcript is spliced from 4 exons. Lineage: Eukaryota; Metazoa; Chordata; Actinopteri; Cypriniformes; Nemacheilidae. Gene Ontology annotation, biological process: regulation of retrograde vesicle-mediated transport, Golgi to ER; retrograde transport, endosome to Golgi. Gene Ontology annotation, molecular function: SNAP receptor activity.